CAAGUCAACCUUAAUGUUCUAUUGUUGUUUAAAUUGUUUUGUUUUAAUGCAUUUUAUUUAGAUCUACACGUAACAGCAUCAACAUCAAGUGGGUGCGUACGUAACCGAUUUUAAGUUUGAAGCAGUUUUGGUAUUUGAAUAUUUCUUCGAUAUAUUUCAAUGAUAGCAGCGGUUUUAUUCACUCAAAUUCUUUUCUAUGCCGCAGCCCCAUGCGUGAUUAAAUGUUGAAAUUUAAGAACAUCAAGUGUGAAAACCGGAUUUUUGGCAUGGUUGCUACGUUUCAAGACCGUCUGCGUCCCAGAUACCUUACCUUCGACGGUUUUCUGCCGGUAAUUAUUCUGCCAUCCUUUUUGCUGGUCGCCUCGUUGAGUUUCUGGUGGACGAUCUUUUCCUUUACCACCCUUACGAUUUUCUUCGUACUCAUUUUCGCGGUUUUCAUAAAAUUAAUCCCAAAAACGAAAUUUUUCCUCACGUGGACUUUAACUUCUCUAACUCUGUUGUAUUUCAUUUUCGAGUUCGUUGUCAUACCGUUUCUCGAGAUCUUAUUAGAAGAAAAUCUCUUUUUAAGCGUCCUGAUAUUCGGCUUUGUGAUUUGCCUGUAUCUCGUAAAAUCGAGGGCGAACGAGCUAAUAUCUUAUGGCGAAGGCGACCCCGAGACCAAUAUUUUUGGAAAGGACAUUAGCAGGUUUUACACUUGCCGAAUAUGCGAUUCAAAAAUACCAGACAAAGAUCAUCACUGCAUAUGGUUUGAUUGCUGUAUCAGUAGGCAUAACCAAUGCUUAUUCAUCCUAACUCUAGUUUUUGGGAUUGCCGCGUUGCUUUAUAGUUCCAAUUUGACUCUUACUUCGGUGUGUCAUCCCUUUGAAUUUUAUAAAACUAUAUUGCUGCCGGACGAUUGCUCUGAUGUCUAUUUUCAAUUCGAGUUGGGCUUAUCUUUUGUUUCCGCUUUGUACAGUAUUUUUCUCGCAAAUUUCAUGGUAAUCAUUCUGCUCCAACAGGUCAUCCUCGUGUCGAUUGGUAUUUCUACUACGGAAUGGAGAAAAUUGCCCUGUGCGUCUAAAUUGUGCUUAGGGUUAAACGCUAAAAGGUCUUACCAUAAGGGAUUUUUUAAAAACUGGGCCCAAAUCAUAUGUUGCUUAAAGAAUUAUUAUUCCACCGCAAACAGAGUGGCAUGACCUAUUUUGACAGCGAGAGAGAUAUAUAUAUCA
Messenger RNA from Cylas formicarius (sweet potato weevil), 1208 nucleotides. It is a transcript of the gene GABPI, whose product is annotated as palmitoyltransferase ZDHHC23-B. Gene Ontology annotation, cellular component: endoplasmic reticulum; Golgi apparatus. The coding region runs from base 222 to 1175 and encodes 317 amino acids. Gene Ontology annotation, molecular function: protein-cysteine S-palmitoyltransferase activity. NCBI's taxonomy places the organism in Eukaryota, Metazoa, Arthropoda, Insecta, Coleoptera, Brentidae. Gene Ontology annotation, biological process: protein targeting to membrane; peptidyl-L-cysteine S-palmitoylation. The transcript is spliced from 4 exons. The record is from RefSeq and is a predicted model, not a curated record.